AUCGUUUCUUACCUAACCCUACAGGAACAGCUGUUCAUAAAAUAAACAUACAAAAUGUCCCAAAUGCGGCGCGAGGUGCUGAGUGCUUUUAAGAAGCUACACCGCACACGGCAAUAUGUUUUCCAAGGCGAUGAACUAGCAUUAUCGGCGGGGCGACAAAAAAUAAACGAAUCGUUUUCGCAAAACAAAAACGAAACAAAUGAGAAGGAAAUCCAAAAGAUGAUCAAAUUAGCCCAAGAUGUAGACUACGAGCUGCGUACAAAUGUAAUUCAGGCCCGGAAGCGCGAGGACGACGUUUAUGAAUUGCGCAUCACGCCAGAAGUUACACGCUUGGACAAUAUCGUAUUUGAUCCCGACGCCAUUAUUGAACCACCGCGUAGACGACGUGGAGCCAAAGUCCAGGAAGGAUGCUGCGGUGGAGCAGCGACGGCCGCUCUGGAGGCUGAAGUCGAGGACCGUAAAAAGUAAUACAUAGUGGGAUAUUAUAAUUAAAUAGUCUGUUCGGUUGCUACAUUUUA
This is a messenger RNA of Scaptodrosophila lebanonensis, 518 nucleotides long. Its product is annotated as complex III assembly factor LYRM7. The transcript is spliced from 4 exons. Gene Ontology annotation, biological process: mitochondrial respiratory chain complex III assembly. The record is from RefSeq and is a predicted model, not a curated record. Bases 55 to 468 code for a protein of 137 amino acids. Lineage: Eukaryota; Metazoa; Arthropoda; Insecta; Diptera; Drosophilidae.